AGUAGUGAAUAUAUGGAGAUGAGCUGGAGCUAGUACGCGGCGAUCAAACCCAAUAUUUAACAUCAACUUCGACUUUUCAUUCCAGUCAUCCCAACCAAUUUCAUUUAAGGAUUCUAGCAAAGCUGCCCACAAAGCUGGCCGGUUUGUUAAGUUUUUGGAAGUUUUUAAGUAUUUUUCUAUUCAUUAAUUUCUCAUUCGAACGCUUGGAUAGGAUAAUGUCACGGAUCCGCCACUUCCUGUUGCCCAAGUCAGUCGCCAAUACUGGAUCACAGCUGCGUGACCAUCAGGCCAAUGAACGAACCUUUUUGUCAUGGACCCGCAUGGGACUAGCUUUCGCCGCUAUGGGCCUUGCCUUUGGUCGCUUGCACAUUAUUGACCACUUCCUCAGCACCCAUGGCAACCUCAAAUUAAACGUAAUUUUGGACGACCCAAGCAUGUCUCCAGAGUCGCAGAACAUCGCCAAAAAUAACGAGUCAAAACCUCGCCUGGCUGGGGCAGAUGGUCUUGCUAGUAACAUCUGCCAGGCAAUCAGCUUCUGGUCGUUUGGUUAUGGAAUCUUUCGGUAUCUAUCAUCGAGAAGAAACCUGAUGCAAGGGCGGUUCGUUCCAGCCCUAUGGGGCCCCAUACUCAUGACGACUGGAUCAAUUGGAGUUUUUGGAGCGGCUUUACAUACAGAUUUUGGAAGCAAGCCAUUAUGGGUCGGAAAAAAGGGAAAGAAAGACGAGGCUAGUCAUUAGCUUCACGGCUUAUGGAUUUUUGACCAAAUUAGAUUUAAUAGGAAUGCUUAUAUUGUGAUAGACUCAACUGUUAUUGGAAUACGUAUUAUACAUACAGGUAGUUUCAACGUCAUACAGAAGCACUCUAUGGCCACAUGGAUACGAGGAUGUAGGACGUGAUGUUAAGAUCUAUCUGUCAAGUCUAGGCUCCGACGCACCUCAUACAGACCAU
Molecule: messenger RNA, 948 nt
Organism: Talaromyces proteolyticus
Lineage: Eukaryota; Fungi; Ascomycota; Eurotiomycetes; Eurotiales; Trichocomaceae
Exons: 2
Coding region: 216-737 (173 amino acids)
Source: RefSeq, a predicted model, not a curated record